Molecule: messenger RNA, 1591 nt
Organism: Suillus paluster
Lineage: Eukaryota; Fungi; Basidiomycota; Agaricomycetes; Boletales; Suillaceae
Exons: 4
Coding region: 90-1412 (440 amino acids)
Biological process (GO): lipid metabolic process
Source: RefSeq, a predicted model, not a curated record
GCCUUUCGCCUCUGACGGGUCUUAUCAGAACUAAUUCGCUUACGAUCCCACUGCAGACUAACUGGACAAUUCACCAUAGUAUUGAUCAGAUGUGGUUGAGAAUCCACCGAACAUGCUGUAUCGUCCAUGAUGUCUUCCGGGCAUUAGUGCCCCAACCUCAUGAGCGUAUACCACUUUCCAAAUUCCAUAUCCCAUACUUACUAUUCCCCUUCAUGCUACUAAUUUACAUGGGAUACCUUGCGAGACGGCCCGACACGUUUACCUUACGUCUUCUACUCCUCCCAUUGGUGGUCGCAGUUACCGUCGGGACUUACUUUCGUUUCAUGUGGACAGAGCCACAUCUCAACUUUUAUAACUGUGUACAGGCUCUAAUCGCAGAAAUCAUGAGUGCCAAGGCAAUAGAUUUCGCAUGGAGGAAAGAGGGGAUGCUCAAGAUUGAUGAGAUUCGGCCAGGUGUCGCAAGAAAUUCCGACGCUGUCAAAGCCAAUGGUGAUGCACAUCCCAGUAUCUCGUCAGACCCAGCUAGCCCUGCGCUUGCUUGGCUACAUGACGCUCUGGAAGUAAUUCUCUCUCACCGGGGCCUGGGUUGGACAUUCGGCGCCGGGGUUUAUGUGCCUCGCGAGGAGAGAUCUCUCGAACGGAAUUCAUUCCUGUUCGCGACGUUUAUAUCAUCUGUCAAAAGCUACCUGAUCUUCGACCUCCUCGUGUCUUUUAUCGAGAUAGUACCUGACGUUGGCACUCCCCACGGCGGCACGAUAUUCAAGGCGGAACUACCCUUCCUCUAUAGAUACGCACUUUCUACAUCCAUCCACGUUUCAACUGGCGCUUGCGUUUUAGCAGCCUUCAAACUGUGUUACGAUCUCAUCACGAUCUCUGCGGUUAUGCUGGGAAGCUCUCCGUCUGCAUGGCCUCCCGUGAUAGACCGUCCUUGGCAGUCUGACUCCCUUCAUGUCUUUUGGUCCAAGCGUUGGCACCAAAUUCUUCGAGAAACCUUCUUUGUUUUUGGAGGAUUCUUUGGCAGGAUUGUCGCAGGAAACUUCGGAUUGCUGUUUGGGACAUUCAUUGGGUCUGGAUUAUUCCACGAAUUCGCUGCGUAUGGACUUGGGAGGGGUUUUGAUAUCACCACUCCGCUAUUUUUCGCGCUACAGGCCCCUCUGCUACUUUGUGAACGCGGCUGGUACAAGUAUACAGGAUACCGUGUUGGUGGAUUAUAUGGGAGGUUAUGGGUCUAUUUGUGUAUCAUCAUACUUGGGCAGCCUUUGUCGGACUCUUGGUAUCGGAGAGGUCUCGGUGGGGGGCUCGUGGUUCCUCCUUCAUUAAGUCCUACCCACCAGUUUAUCAUACCAUCCAUUCGUCAUUUCCUCAAUGGCACAAGUACCGAUAUACUAGAAUGCAUAGUUGGGUCCUCAUAGUCAAUAUUGCAUUUGGUAUCAAGAAGAUGUAUUCGCCGUACGUAUUUCACUUUACACGCAUGAUCACCCUUUGCUACAUGUUCUGUAGUACCCGUUCACUUUUCGUUCACCGUUCCAACAGCAUUCUUUAUUCCGUCCCCUAGAUCUAGAACGAACUCUCCUCAGUCUCUCAAUUCGAA